AUGUCAUCAGCUGUUUCGGACAAUCAAAAUAAUGAAAAUUUUGAACAAAUUGAACAAAUUGAACAAAAACCUGAUAUUAAUAAUGAUCAUGAUACAAAUAAACCUAAUCAACCAAUUGAAUCAUCAAUUGAUCAAAAUCAACCCAUAAAAACCAUUGAUCAAGAUUCAAAUAUACCCACAGUAUCAACUGAUAAUAAAGAAGAAUUAAUUACAAAAGAAGAUCUUAAUACAUCAAAUUCAAGUCCAUUGAAAAGAAAAGAAACAACAAUUGAUUCAUCAUCUGAAACUCCUAAACCUAAAAAAUCAAGAAAAUUACAAGGUGCAGGUGUUAAAAAACCUUUAUAUUCAAGAUAUGAAUCAUUAUAUAUCGUGAAAGCAUAUAAAACCAUUUCUGAUAAACAUCCAAAUUUAGUAUUAAUUGAUCUUUUCAAAAUCGUGGCAUUGUUAUUUAAUGAAGAAGCUCAAAGACAAGGUUUUAAAGAACGUACACCAGAUCAAUUAUAUCAAAAAUAUAAAAGAAUUCAACAUGGUUUAAAUCAUGGUGAAACUGAAUUCCUCGAGUUUUUCAAAAAAAAUACAUAUAAUCCAAGAGAAUGGAUACCUGAUUUUAAAAAUUCUGAAAGUGAUGAAAUUUUAAAAUAUAUUAAAUUCCCCAAAUUAGAUGAAUCAAUUAAUGAAAUUGUUGGUUCAAGUAUUGCAAAUUUAAAACCUCCAUUACCGGAUCUUUAUGAUGAUGAUGAAUUUGAUGAAGAUACAAAACCAAUCAUAGAUAGCAACCCCACUGGUGGGGCAACUGGGACCACGGAACAUGGUGAUGCUGAAGACGAAUUAUUACAACUAGCAGGUUAUGAUAAUGAAAAUUCAAAUGGGAAUAAUAAUAAAUCAAGAACAAAUUCAAAUAGUAGUCAUGGUAGUAAUAAUGGUAUAAUAAAAGAAUUAAAAACCAAAAUAUCUAGUAUAAAUCAAUCAAAUGAAUUAUUACAAAAUGAAAUAAAAUCAUUAAAAGAACAUAUAAUUUCAAAAGAUCAAGAAAUUUUAUUCUUAAAAAGUAUGAUUAAAGAAGAUUUAUCAUAUAUUCGUCAUAAACUUAAUGAACCUAAAGAUGGAACAAUAACGAAAGAAUGA
Hansenula ciferrii is the source of this 1125-nucleotide messenger RNA. RefSeq lists its product as uncharacterized. Lineage: Eukaryota; Fungi; Ascomycota; Saccharomycetes; Phaffomycetales; Wickerhamomycetaceae. The record is from RefSeq and is a predicted model, not a curated record. The transcript has a single exon. The coding region runs from base 1 to 1125 and encodes 374 amino acids.